Messenger RNA from Dufourea novaeangliae, 1939 nucleotides. Its product is annotated as acetylcholinesterase. Gene Ontology annotation, molecular function: acetylcholinesterase activity. Lineage: Eukaryota; Metazoa; Arthropoda; Insecta; Hymenoptera; Halictidae. The record is from RefSeq and is a predicted model, not a curated record. The transcript has 6 exons. Gene Ontology annotation, biological process: acetylcholine catabolic process in synaptic cleft; choline metabolic process. Gene Ontology annotation, cellular component: plasma membrane. The coding region runs from base 71 to 1939 and encodes 622 amino acids.
UGUGUUUGUGUGUAUGUGUGUGCGCACGUAGAACCCAGCCGGGAUACGCCAUCGCAGAGCACGCGAUAAGAUGACGGGGAAGCUACCCGCGGUGCUGCUUCUCCUGCUGGUGCAGCUGAGCUCGAGCAGGGCGAACGUCGCCACCCAGAGGACUAAUGUCCACAAUGAUCCCCUUGUGGUGGAGACGACCAGCGGUCUGGUACGUGGUUUCUCACGUACGGUGAUGGACAGAGAAGUACACAUCUUCUACGGGAUACCGUUCGCGAAGCCCCCGAUCGGUCCCCUAAGAUUCCGUAAGCCACUGCCUAUCGAGCCCUGGCACGGUGUGUUGAACGCGACAGUGCUACCGAACAGCUGCUACCAGGAGAGGUACGAGUACUUUCCUGGCUUCCCAGGCGAGGAAAUGUGGAAUCCAAACACAAACAUCUCGGAGGAUUGUUUGUACCUGAACAUCUGGGUGUCCCAGAAGUUUCGUCUGAGACACAAAGGAUCUGAACCACCGAAUAAUGGGGAUCGAAAGGGUGUUCCUCUUUUGGUCUGGAUCUACGGAGGAGGAUUCAUGACUGGGACGGCCACGUUGGACGUCUACGACGCUGACAUCAUGGCAGCCACCAGCAACGUCAUCAUCGCCUCUAUGCAGUACAGAGUUGGCGCUUUUGGGUUUCUCUAUCUGAACAAGCAUUUUGCAAAUAGCGAAGAAGCUCCUGGGAACAUGGGCCUCUGGGACCAGGCUUUAGCGCUCAGGUGGCUGAGGGACAAUGCUGCUGCGUUUGGAGGCGACCCUGACCUGAUCACCAUCUUCGGGGAGUCCGCUGGCGGUAGCUCGGUGUCCCUUCAUCUGAUCUCACCUGUGACUAGGGGUCUGGUCCGUCGUGGGAUCCUACAAAGUGGGACAUUGAACGCUCCGUGGAGCUACAUGACUGGGGAAAAGGCUAACGAAGUGGCCAGGGUGCUGGUCGACGAUUGCGGCUGCAAUUCCACUUUGCUCCAAGAGAAUCCAGCCAGAGUGAUGGCCUGCAUGAGGUCCGUGGACGCGAAGACCAUCUCUGUACAGCAGUGGAACAGCUACUGGGGCAUUCUUGGCUUCCCAUCUGCACCCACCAUCGACGGGAUCUUCCUGCCCAAAGAUCCACUCGAGUUGCUGAUGGAGGCUGACUUCAAGGACACGGAGAUACUGAUCGGGAACAACAAGAACGAGGGGACAUACUUUAUCCUGUACGACUUCAUCGACUUCUUCGAGAAGGAUCAGGCGAGCUUCCUGGAACGCGACAAGUUUCUCGGUAUCAUCAACACCAUCUUCAAGAACAUGUCUCAGAUCGAACGGGAGGCGAUCACCUUCCAAUACACCGACUGGGAGCAGGUGGACAACGGUUUCGUAUACCAGAAGAUGAUCGCUGACGUGGUUGGCGACUACUUUUUCAUUUGCCCGUCGAUACAUUUCGCUCAACUGUUCGCGGACAGGGGGAUGAAGGUCUACUACUAUUUCUUCACCCAGAGGACCAGCACGAGUCUGUGGGGCGAGUGGAUGGGCGUGAUGCACGGGGACGAGGUGGAAUACGUGUUCGGGCAUCCUUUGAACACCUCGCUGACCUACAGCAACAACGAACGGGACCUGUCCCUCAGGAUGAUCCUCCACUUCUCGAAUUUCGCCUACUUCGGAAAACCAACGCGUGAGGAGUCUGAGUGGCCGCCAUAUUCGAGGGACAAGCCACAGUAUUUUAUUUUCGACGCGGCGGGGACCUCGCUUGGCAAAGGGCCCCGGACCACGUCCUGCGCCUUCUGGAACGAGUUUCUGCCCAGGCUGAAGGGCAUACCAGACCCAGCUCCAGAAGCGUGCAACAGCGCAGUGGCGAUAGUGUCCGGGGCGACGUCCGAUCACGGGAACACGCUGACGAUCACGGUCCUCUCGUCGAUCCUGGUGUUAUCCAGGGUCAUUUAA